This is a messenger RNA of Cuscuta epithymum, 1464 nucleotides long. The record is from the annotation of a GenBank genome assembly. NCBI's taxonomy places the organism in Eukaryota, Viridiplantae, Streptophyta, Magnoliopsida, Solanales, Convolvulaceae.
ACAACAAAUUAUAGCCCAAUUAAAGAGAUCUUCAGGCAACAAAAAAAUUUAGUCAUCUCAUCCAUCCCGCAUAGAAGCCCUAUUUCUUCCGCCGAUCGCAGUUCCUUUUCUUUCUUGGCAUCUUCUCUUCUAAUUUCUACACUCGUUCCGGUGAGCCGUCAAUCAUCAUGCUCAUCUCAUCUACUCUUUGAACUGUUUAAGUUUUCUGUAAUUGUGUUUAGCCUUUAAUGUUUUGUACUCUCUUAUGUGUAUGUUUCGAAUUUACUAAGUGUGUGUGAUAGUGUGAUACUCUGUACUCCCUCCGGCCGUAUCAAUUUACUUUACACACUUUCCCUUUUGGGACGUAUCAAAAUAUAUGUUUCAUUCCCUUUUUGGAAAUAAACCCACCCAAAAAGUAACUACAGUACCGCUACAAUACUCAAAACCUUCUGCUUUAUAUAUAUUUGCUUUGGAGUCUGAAUUAUUUUCUUGAUUAAUUCAAGAGAACAGGGGAUAGAUAUGCCCAAAAAAGCAAACAGGGGAUAGAUGAUGAGGGGCUUCUAUAAUGCGUACAGCCUGACAAGAGUGGAUGGCAUAAUUGUCCUGAACAACCGAUUUAUCGAUUUGUUACCGAUCUAGCCAGCAGUUUCGAUCUGUUGCUUCAAACUAAUCGAAAGCUGCGCAAAACUGCUCACCGUCUUAUCCUUUGGCAUGGAAAGAAGAGAGUUUGAGGUAAGGCUAUGGCAGGGUUUACUUCUCGUCAUCUGUGUCCUCGAAUUCAUGAUGAUCAUGGAUAUAUUUGGAUGGACAUUGGACGUGCUAUUAUUCUUUGGAGCCAAUAUAGAAAUCUGGAAGUGUACACUGACCCUCGGAUUUUUCGUUCGUGAUCCCGUGGAGGAAAAAUAUAGAUUGAUGGGAAGGGAUUUUAAGUGCACAUUGGAGCUUUUCUUUGUGGGCUUAGCUAUGGCAGUAAGCUAUAUAUUACCAUAUAACAUCGAACACGCUGCUGUAUUGGCUUGUUGGAGCUUGCAACUCUAUGGAUGGAGCAGGCUAUCAGGUUAUUAUGACUUGGGUGCUUGGGAAGUGUUUGUUACAGUACCAGUGCAGGCCUUUCUAUAUUGCUUUUUUGCGGGAAUGAUGAGCAAGGAGAUGAGCAACAAUAAUCGUCUUUUGCUCUCUGCUUUGGCACUUGGCUUCUCAGUCAGUCUUUCUAUUUACCGUUUCCGCACCUAUACCCCUCCUCCUCCUCAAGUCCCAGAAGAAUAUGAUGUGCUACCUGAUUGUUAACUUCUCCACCCUAUUCAUGUAGUCACUGCCGGUCUUCACGACUCUUUAAUGGAAUACUAUCCUCCACUUACCUUUUUAAAUGCAACAUUUUGAAUUUUACACUAUUCACAUAUUCUACAUUUAGAGAUAAAUUCAAUGUGAAACAGUAAUAAAUGUAUAGAACAGUAGAAAUAUGUGUCAAACACUCCUAUGUUAUAG